UCCGGUCGCUCCUCCGCGCUCGUCUGCUCCUCUUGACCUUGCCUUUAAUUGUCUGAAACGGCGAUUGGAAGCGAGAGAGUGAGCGAGGGAGAGAGAGAGAGAGGGGGGGAGGAAGAGAGGGAGAGUGAGAGAGAGGGGAUAGCACGGCAUCAUCCCGAGGAUGGGAGAUGAGGAGCAGCCGAAAAUGGUUCCCAAAUCCUCCUCCUUCAGCAUUAAGAACCUUUUGCUCCCCGAAGAUUUUCAUCAGAACGAGAGCAACCAUAGAAGCGACUUCCCGAGCGGGAAAGGCGGCGAGACCGAGAGCGGGGCAGUCAAAGCUGACUUCAAGUAUCAGGAGCGUCCGGAGACACAGGUCGUCAGCGAGGGGGGCGACCAGAAGAAGGAGGAGAAGAAACAGGGGAAAUAUGACAAGCCGCCCUUUAGUUACAACGCCCUGAUCAUGAUGGCAAUCCGGCAGAGCGCCGAGAAGCGCUUGACACUCAACGGGAUCUACGAGUUCAUCAUGAGGAAUUUCCCCUACUACCGAGAGAACAAGCAAGGCUGGCAGAACUCCAUCCGCCACAACCUCAGCCUCAAUAAGUGUUUCGUCAAAGUGCCCCGGCAUUACGACGACCCUGGCAAGGGGAAUUACUGGAUGUUGGACCCGUCCAGCGACGACGUGUUCAUCGGCGGGACGACGGGCAAACUUCGCCGGAGGUCGGUCACGUCCCGGGGCAAAUUGGCUUUCAAGAGGGGGCUUCGCCUUUCGACGACUGGACUGGGCUUGGUGGAACGCAGCAACCCCCUGUAUUGGCCGCUGUCACCCUUCCUUUCCUUGCACCAUCCGCACAACACUCUCAAUUACUCCAGCGCCGCCUCCAGUUUUUUGAACCAGGCUCCCAGUUACAGCUCGUUGCUCACAGGUUGCGGAUCCGGGGUGGAGCAGAUGGCGAGCGGGGAUAUCUCUCACCCGUUGUUGAGGGGAUCUGUACAGUGCGGGUACACGGUGAACCCUUGCUCCGUCAGCUUGCUGGCGGGGCAAGCCGGCUACUUCUUCCCAUCUUUGCAUCACACGCAGGCGGUGCAGCAGCAGAACGGACCCGGGAUGGGGAAUCCGGGUGCACCCUCCAGCUCACCUCCACUAGCCACUUCCAUUCUCUCCGAGACCCUCAGGCCGUCCCUUUCCACUUUCCCAUCCGGACUGGCCGCUGGAUUUACCAGCUACCUGUCGCAGCAGAACGCAGGAGCCCCCAACAACGCGUUUUUGCACUGAUCUAGGCCCCUGCCGAGCAAAACAAACGCUAUGCAAAAACCACAGCUGCACCUUGCUUCAACAAGCCCGGGCUGAUACAUUUGCUAGAUUAUUAUUUCUGGUGAUAGUCGAAAAUUGACUUUAAAUUCAUGUUCUGGGGAAAAAAAAGCAAUGAUUGAAAGAAAGAAACUCCAGGCUGUAGUUUCAUCGUGUAAACGUAACAAUAUUAAAGUCGAAGAUACCUUGCACAGCUUCUACUGCGAUCGGCAAAAAAAAGUCUGCCUUUUUCUAAUUUAAAUGGAGAGCAAAAGAAACAUUGCAACCGGUUUGCUUUGUAAUAUAAACUCAGCAAAAAAGGGAAACCGUUAUCUUUAGUCUGAAAUCUGGAUUUCUCUUUAACCAAAGGUAACACUAACGUAUAAUCCAAAAUAUCCGAAACGGUUGGAGUAAGUUUGUUGUUUUUUUUUCUUUUUUGAGUGAUCCACAAUAUUUAUUAUUUAUUUAAAAAAAUGUACAUAUAUGUAUUCAUAAUUUAAUAUGGUACACAAUAUCUCUCCAGACCAUUUUAGGUUAAUUAUUUUGAGCUGAUUAAUGAUAUUGGAAGUAGUAAGCAAAAUAUAUGGUGACUUUUUUUGUGUUCCUGCCUAAAAUGGUUGCAUCAUUUGCUUCGUUACUCUCUAUAAAAGCGCCUUAAUAAACACAGUCAAACAGGGUUUCUGUACAACUUGGGCCGCUGUGCAAAUAUUUAUUUCU
This is a messenger RNA of Amblyraja radiata (thorny skate), 1984 nucleotides long. RefSeq names its product forkhead box protein G1-like. The record is from RefSeq and is a predicted model, not a curated record. Gene Ontology annotation, molecular function: DNA-binding transcription factor activity; sequence-specific double-stranded DNA binding. The transcript has a single exon. Gene Ontology annotation, cellular component: nucleus. NCBI's taxonomy places the organism in Eukaryota, Metazoa, Chordata, Chondrichthyes, Rajiformes, Rajidae. The coding region runs from base 161 to 1252 and encodes 363 amino acids. Gene Ontology annotation, biological process: regulation of transcription by RNA polymerase II.